This is a messenger RNA of Racocetra persica, 430 nucleotides long. The record is from the annotation of a GenBank genome assembly. NCBI's taxonomy places the organism in Eukaryota, Fungi, Glomeromycota, Glomeromycetes, Diversisporales, Gigasporaceae.
UCAUCCCUUUUCUGAAGCCAGGAAGACUAUUGUUGACAUUUUAACAAAUGACGAACGGUUCUCUAGCCUUCUUGAAGCUUUACAACGUACUAGGCUUAUACCACUCCUUAAUCACUUAGAGACUGGUACCUUUUUUGCCCCUACAAAUGAAGCUUUCGAGGAUGACCCUUUUGUUACCAAAGAUCGUAUGCUCUACCAUAUUUUGUAUGAAGAGAUUAAGGGUGAAGAGUUUUUUAAUGGUCAACUCUUAACAACACGUUAUGAGAUAAUGGAGAAGCUUGGUGAUGGUAAAGUUGGUCAGAAAUCUAAAGUUGAGAAAGUUACCGAAAAGCUGGGACAGGAAGUAACGUAUGUUGGGAAUGGGAAAAUUAUCCAGACUGAUCUUCAAGCUGACAAUGGUAGUGUUCCAUUUAAACAUUUUUGUAUUUAA